AAUCUGUCAACAUUAGGAAAACGAAAGUCGUCGUGGAACUCUUUGGUGCUGCACGCGAAUGGUUUUGAAGUGAAUUUUCCGAGGAAAAUCGGCGCACCAUGUCCAAGAACGAGAACCGGGAGGCCACCAUCCGGCAGCUGUACACGGAGCUGAACAAGCAGGGCUCCAAUGGCGAGUACGAGAAGGCCCUCAAGUCGGCCAACAAGAUUUUGGCGCUGGACCAGAACGAGACGAAGGCACUGCAGUGUAAGCUGGUCUGCCUGAUUCAACUGUCGAAGUUUGAGGAGGUGCUCAAGUUUCUGGACCGCACCCAACCGGCGUACGAUUGUACCUUUGAGAGGGCUUACUGCCAGUACAGGUUGAACCAGCCGGAGGCCGCAUACAAGACCAUUCAGGAAAGUGGCGUGAAGCCGUUGCCGCCGAAUCUGAAGGAGCUGAUGGCGCAGAUCUUGUAUCGGUUGGAAAAGUUCGAGGAAUGUUUCGAUCUGUACCGGGACAUUAUCAAGAACACGCACGACGAUUACGACGAUGAGCGGACGACCAACAUGAGCGCCGUAGCGGCCAACUUGUGCGUUGAGGGAUCGAAGAAGGAGCUGCCCAAGCUGCGGGAGGACACGUACGAGUUGACCUACAACGCCGCUUGUGCCCUGGCCGGAAAGCAGCAAUUUCCGGAGGCGGAGAAGAAACUGCGCACCAGUGAGAAGCUGUGUCGCGAGUUCCUGGAAGAGGACGGUGCGACGGAGGAGGACAUCAUGGACGAGGUGGCGAUCAUCAAGGUCCAGCUGGCGUACUGCCUGCAGAUGCAGGGCAAGUCCAAGGAAGCUUCGGCGAUCUACACCGAUGCGUUGAAGCACAAGACGAACGAUCAAGCGUUGACGGCGGUGGCCAGCAACAAUCUGGUGGUGAUCAACAAGGACCAGAACAUGUUUGAUUCGAAGAAGAAGAUGAAGCAAGCCACUUCCGAGCAGGCGGAACAUAAGCUGACCUCCAAGCAGAAGAAGCUGAUUGCGUUCAACAACUGUCUGCUUGCGUUGUUCACCAACCAAGCGGAUUGUCAGCUGUUGGCCAGUCGUCUGGGCAAUUCCUACCAGGACUUGGAGUUCCAGUCGUUGUUGAUUCGCGUCAGCCAGAUGGCCAAGGACAAGAAGUUCAAGGACGCCGUCGAGUUGCUGCAGAACUACUGCAAAAAGCAACCGAAGCAAGAACUCGAGGUCAAGUUCGCAAUCAUCCAACUCCAACUGAUUGCCGGAAACCGCAAGGCGGCCGUCGAAAUCCUCGAAAGCCUCGGCGAAGCAAAAUACCGCCCAGGUGUUGUUUCCGCUUUGGUCACACUCUACCUCGGCCUCGACAACAAAAACGCUGCCUCAAACAUUCUGAAAACCGCCGUCGAAUGGUACAAAAAGAACAAGGCCACCGCCGGCGGAGAUCUUACCGACAUGUGGCGCCAAGCGGCCAGCUUCCACCUCCGCGGUGGCGAAGCCGAAACCGCUGCCAAGAGCCUGGAAGAACUGCUCCGCUCCAAUCCCACCGACAUGAAGAUCCUCGCCCAACUCGUCAUCGCCUACGCCCAGUUCAACCCCAAGAAAGCCCAAGAAGCCAGCAAGAAACUUCCCGCCCUCGAAACCCUCGCCACCGGCGCCGAAAUCGACGCCCUCGAGGCCACCAACUGGAUGAUGAUCGCCAAGGCCGUCAAGAAGAAGAUGCCCUCGUCGGCCGGCGGCAAAACCGACCAAUCGCCAGGAACGCCCGGAAGCGAAAUAACCAAGCAGAAGAAGAAGACGGUCCGCAAGCGCAAGGGAAAGCUGCCGAAAAAUUACGACGCCAGUGCCGUGCCCGAUCCGGAGCGCUGGCUGCCACGCUACGAGCGCACCGGCUACCGCAAGAAGCGCGACCGCCGCGUCAAGGAGGUGAUGAAGGGCAGCCAGGGCGUGUCGUCCGGACAGGCCGAUCAAUACGACAUGAGCAAGUCCUACAACCAGACCAAGGAGAGCCCGGCUACGCCAGCGGCGAACCUGCCAACGGGACCGGCACCGCGCCAGCUGCCGCGUAAGAGUCAGCACAAGAAGAAGAAGGGUAAGCAUUAAAAGGGAUUGUGGAUUGUUUGCAUUUAUUGCAUCGCAUCGCAGUUGCGAAAAACUUUCAACAUUAAUAAAAAUUGUAUUGCAUCCUA
This is a messenger RNA of Culex quinquefasciatus (southern house mosquito), 2170 nucleotides long. It is a transcript of the gene Srp72, whose product is annotated as signal recognition particle subunit SRP72. Gene Ontology annotation, cellular component: signal recognition particle, endoplasmic reticulum targeting. Bases 99 to 2084 code for a protein of 661 amino acids. Gene Ontology annotation, molecular function: ribosome binding; protein binding; 7S RNA binding. Lineage: Eukaryota; Metazoa; Arthropoda; Insecta; Diptera; Culicidae. The transcript is spliced from 3 exons. The record is from RefSeq and is a predicted model, not a curated record. Gene Ontology annotation, biological process: SRP-dependent cotranslational protein targeting to membrane.